AUGAAUCGGAAACGCGUAAAUUGUGCUGCUAACUGUGAAUCGCCUUCGAAACGAAAACGAUACAACGGAACCGACCUCACAUUAUGCCUACCAAAAUUUGAACAAAUCAAGGAGUUUUAUAGAAAACUUAAGGACAGAAUAAUUGACAACGUGAAACGAUUGAAAAAUGUAGCAAGCAGAUGGAACAGAAGGGGAUUGGAGACUGUGAGAGGAGGAAAUGAGGAAGAACAGGGAGUACAAGCGGAUCACAAUGUCGAAAUUUUGACGAAUGAAGAUAAUGAUGUGGUAAGUUACUGGAAUUAUGAGCUGAAUUGACGGAUUUAUUAAAAACAACAAAUUUGCGAACUACUUUUGCCUGAAAAUAUGUGAAAUUAAAAAAGACUACCGUAUUUUUAAUUGAAUGUUUUCGGAAAUCUGAAUUUUCAUGAACUGUAGGAAAAGGAAACACAAUUUUUCGUUAAAAAAAUCAAAUUUGUCGGGGUUUUCAAGAAAAGGGGAUAAACAGACACCGUGCAUUUUGAUUGAAGCGUUUAUAUACUAUCUUUAUAGAUGAAUCCGGAAGCAAUCCGUCGAGAAAUUGAUUAUUAUCCGAAUUUACUAGAUAUAAGAGAUAGGGCGAUAGAAGGCGGUGCAGAGGUCAGAGAGAGAUUCAAGGAAAUGGUGCAUGAGGAACAUAAUCUAAGUGCAAUCUCCGAUAGAUCCGAGUCGGUUCAUUGCUUUAUGGGAACGAUGUGCCAAUUGACACCUCGAGUGCAGAUGGUUGAAAUUGUUAGAUCAAAUUAUACUCGUGGUGAAUUUGUUCAAAUGAUUCAGCCUGUACCUGUACAUCUUAUGUUUGCGCAUGCAUGCUAUGGGAAUGAAAGAGAAGUUGUGGAAUUGGCAGCCAAUCAGAUAAAUGUACAAUUCAUCCGACGACCACCACAAUAUGUUGAGGUGAUGGAAGUGCAAGCGGAGCAAAAUGAGGAAUGAGGAUGAUAAUGUGGUAAGUCAUACAAGUGCAUUUUAAUCGAAGAGUUUAUUUAUACUAUCUCUAUAGAUCAACUCGGAAGCUAUAAGAAAAGAAGUCAAUUAUUAUCCGAAUUUGAUGGAUAUACGAGACAGGGCCAAAGAGGACGGUGAAGAAAUUAGGGAUAAUUUCAAGGGAGAGGUAGCAAAUCAAAAUGAUAUGUCAGAUAUAUCCGAAGGAUCUGAGACAGUUCGAUCAUAUAUGGGAACACUGUGCAAGCUGACACCUCGUGUACAGCUUGUGAAAACUAUGAGAGCUAAUCAUCAUCGUGUUAUUCAACCCGCAAAAACAGCUGAAAAUCCGAUUGAUGUACAAUUCCUUCGACUAACACGACCACAUGUUGCUGAUCUUGUUCAGGCUGGAAAUAUGGUACCUGCACCGCCACCCAAAACAUUAGAAAAUGAAACAGUUUAUUGA
Messenger RNA from Caenorhabditis angaria, 1423 nucleotides. NCBI's taxonomy places the organism in Eukaryota, Metazoa, Nematoda, Chromadorea, Rhabditida, Rhabditidae. The record is from the annotation of a GenBank genome assembly.